AUGGGGUCUGUCCUCGGAGCCCUCCUCCAAGCACUACUUCUGUUAUCUACUCAAAAUUGGAGCAGCAUCGAAGCUGGGGAUUCCUAUGCCUGUGAUGACCCGCUCGUGGCUGCCCUGCCCCAGGCCGCAUUCAGCAGCUCCUCCGAGCUCUCCAGCAGCCAUGGCCCUGGCUUUGCAAGGCUGAAUCGAAGAGAUGGAGCCGGCGGCUGGUCUCCACUUGUGUCGAACAAAUACCAGUGGUUGCAGAUUGACCUUGGAGAGAGAAUGGAGAUCACCUCUGUGGCCACCCAAGGGGGUUACGGCAGCUCCAACUGGGUGACCAGUUACCUCCUGAUGUUCAGCGACAGUGGCAGGAACUGGAAACAGUAUCGGCAAGAGGACAGCAUCUGGGGCUUCUCAGGAAAUGCAAAUGCAGACAGCGUGGUGUAUGCCAGGCUCCAGCCUUCUAUCAAAGCCAGGGUUCUGCGCUUCAUCCCUGUAGAAUGGAACCCCAAGGGCAGAAUUGGAAUGCGGAUCGAGGUGUUCGGAUGUGCAUAUAGAUCAGAGGUGGUUGAUCUGGAUGGGAAAAGUUCCCUUCUCUACCGAUUUGAUCAAAAAUCCCUGAGUCCCAUGAAAGAUAUUAUUUCUUUGAAAUUUAAAACCAUGCAGAGUGAUGGGAUUCUGCUCCACAGGGAAGGGCCGAAUGGAGAUCACCUCACACUGGAAUUGAGAGGAGGAAAGCUCUUUUUCCUUAUUAAUUCAGGUGAAGCGAGACUGCCCUCUGCUCACAGCCCGAUCAGUCUCACCCUGGGCAGCCUGCUAGACGAUCAGCACUGGCAUUCUGUGCUCAUCCAGCGUGUGGGCAAGCAGGUCAACUUCACCGUGGAUGAACACAGGCACCGGUUCCACGCACAGGGAGAAUUCACUUACCUGGACCUUGAUUAUGAGAUCAGCUUUGGAGGGAUUCCAGCACCUGGAAAAUCAGUGUCAUUCCCACAAAAAAAUUUCCAUGGAUGUUUAGAAAAUCUUUACUAUAAUGGAGUGGAUAUCAUCAAUUUGGCCAAGCAGCAAAACCCACAGAUCCUCACCACGGGCAACGUGUCUUUUUCUUGUUCGCAACCUCAGUCUAUGCCUGUGACUUUUCUGAGCUCCAGGAGUUACUUAGCCCUGCCAGGCUCGUCCAGAGAGGAUGAGGUCUCUGUUACUUUUCAGUUUCGAACCUGGAAUAAGGCAGGGCUUCUGCUCUUCAUCGAACUUGAGCUGGUUUCCGGGGGCCUCCUCCUCGUUCUCAGUGAUGGGACACUGAAGCUGGAGCUCCAGCAGCCCGGAAAAUCACCCAGUGACAUCGCAGCAGGUGCUGGAUUAAAUGAUGGGCAGUGGCAUGCCAUCUCCUUAUCUGCUAAGAGGAAUCACUUGAGCGUGGCAGUGGAUGGCCACGUAGCCUCUGCUGCUCUUUGGCUGGGGCCUGAGCAGGUUUGUUCAGGUGGCGUCUACUAUUUUGGAGGUUGCCCUGACGCAAGCUUUGGAUCCAAAUGUAAAAGCCCAUCUGGGGGGUUCCAGGGGUGCAUGCGGCUCAUUGCUGUGGGUGGCAAGGUGGCGGAUCUGAUCGCAGUGCAGCAGGGGUCCCUCGGGAACUUCAGUGACCUUCUGAUAGACUCCUGCGGCAUCUCAGACAGGUGUUUGCCCAACUAUUGUGAACAUGGUGGUGAGUGCUCUCAGUCCUGGAACACCUUCCACUGUAACUGUACAGGCACGGCGUACAGAGGAGCCACUUGCCAUAACUCCAUCUAUGAGCAGUCCUGUGAAGCCUACAAGCACCGAGGAAAUACUUCGGGGUUUUACUACAUAGAUGCGGACGGAAGUGGUCCCCUGGGACCGUUCCUUCUCUAUUGCAAUAUGACUGAAACUGCCUGGACCGUCAUCCAGCACAAUGGUUCUGACUUAACGAGAGUCAGAAACGCUCAUCCAGAGAACCCACAUGCUGGGUUUUUCGGGUACGUGGCCAGCAUGGAGCAACUCCAGGCCACCAUUAGCCGUGCGGAGCACUGCGAGCAGGAGGUUACUUACUACUGCAGGAAGUCCCGGCUCUCCAACAAGCAAGGUGGAGUCCCUCUGAGCUGGUGGGUCGGUAGAACCAAUGAAACACACACGUACUGGGGAGGUUCUGCGCCUGAUGUUCACAAAUGCACCUGUGGUUUAGAGGGAACCUGCAUCGAUUCUCAGUAUCACUGCAAUUGUGACGCUGACCGCAACGAAUGGACCAAUGACACCGGAUUCCUUUCUUACAAAGAACACCUGCCCGUCACUAGGAUUGUGAUCACAGACACAAACCGGCCACAUUCAGAAGCUGCUUACAAGCUGGGACCUCUGCUCUGCCGGGGAGACAGGUCAUUUUGGAAUUCAGCUUCCUUCAACACGGAGGCCUCUUACCUUCAUUUUCCUACUUUCCAUGGAGAGCUGAGUGCGGACGUAUCCUUCUUUUUUAAGACAACAUCUUCAUCUGGGGUAUUUUUAGAGAACCUGGGGAUUACCGAUUUUAUUCGAAUAGAACUACGCUCUCCCACAGCCGUGACCUUUUCAUUUGAUGUGGGGAAUGGACCUUUCGAAAUCUCCGUGCAGUCGCCCACCCAGUUCAACGACAACCAGUGGCACCACGUGAGAGUUGAAAGGAACAUGAAAGAGGCUUCGAUCCAAGUGGAUCAGCUCUCGCCAAAGACCCAGCCGGCCCCGGCCGAUGGGCAUGUCCUCUUGCAGCUGAACAGCCAGCUUUUCGUGGGUGGGACCGCCACGCGGCAGAGAGGAUUCCUGGGCUGCAUCCGGUCCCUGCAGUUGAACGGGAUGGCGCUGGAUCUGGAAGAACGAGCGAUGGUGACUCCUGGCGUGCAGCCCGGCUGCCGAGGGCACUGCGGCAGCUACGGGAAGCUGUGCCGCAACGGUGGAAAGUGCAGGGAGAAACCCAGUGGGUUCUUCUGUGACUGCACUUUCUCGGCCUACACAGGGCCGUUCUGCUCCAAUGAGAUUUCUGCAUAUUUUGGGGCUGGCUCAUCCGUGAUUUACAAUUUUCAAGAAAAUUAUUCCUUAAGUAAAAACUCCAGCUCCCAUGCUGCAUCAUUUCAUGGUGAUAUGAAGCUGAGCAGAGAGACGAUCAAGUUCAGCUUCCGAACAACACGCGCUCCAAGCCUGCUGCUUUACAUGAGCUCCUUUUACAAAGAAUACCUUUCCAUUAUCAUUGCCAAAAAUGGAAGUUUACAGAUCAGGUACAAGUUAAAUAGAUAUCAAGAACCUGAUGUCAUCCAUUUUGAUUUUAAAAGCAUGGCUGAUGGGCAACUUCACCACAUACAGAUUGACAGAGAAGAAGGAGUGGUCUUCGUCGAGAUUGAUGAGGAUACAAGGAGACAAGUGCACCUGUCAUCAGGCACAGAAUUCAGUGCAGUGAAGUCUCUGGUACUGGGCAGGAUUUUAGAACACGGGGAGAUGGACCAGGAGACGGCCCUGGCUGGUGCCCAGGGCUUCACAGGCUGCCUCUCUGCAGUCCAGCUCAGUCACGUGGCCCCGCUCAAGGCUGCUCUGCACCCCAGCCACCCCGCGCCGGUCACUGUUACAGGACAUGUGAUUGAGUCCAGCUGUGUGGCCCAGGCUGGCACUGACGCCACAUCACGGGAAAGGACACACUCAUUGGCAGAUCACUCUGGAGCAAUAGAUGAAAGACAACCGUUAGCUCAUGCAAUCAAAAGUGACUCUGCAGUCAUUGGAGGUUUGAUUGCGGUUGUGAUCUUUAUCUUGCUCUGCAUCACUGCCAUUGCCAUUCGUAUUUAUCAGCAGAAAAGGUUAUACAAAAGAAAUGAGGCAAAAAGGUCAGAGAACGUAGACAGUGCCGAGGCUGUUUUGAAAAGCGAGCUUAAUAUACAAAAUACAGUCAAUGAAAACCAGAAAGAGUACUUCUUUUGA
This is a messenger RNA of Lepus europaeus (European hare), 3927 nucleotides long. It is a transcript of the gene CNTNAP4, whose product is annotated as contactin associated protein family member 4. The transcript is spliced from 24 exons. The coding region runs from base 1 to 3927 and encodes 1308 amino acids. NCBI's taxonomy places the organism in Eukaryota, Metazoa, Chordata, Mammalia, Lagomorpha, Leporidae. The record is from RefSeq and is a predicted model, not a curated record.